Messenger RNA from Magallana angulata, 2166 nucleotides. RefSeq names its product vacuolar protein sorting-associated protein 45-like. The transcript is spliced from 14 exons. NCBI's taxonomy places the organism in Eukaryota, Metazoa, Mollusca, Bivalvia, Ostreida, Ostreidae. Gene Ontology annotation, biological process: intracellular protein transport; vesicle-mediated transport. Gene Ontology annotation, cellular component: Golgi membrane. The record is from RefSeq and is a predicted model, not a curated record. The coding region runs from base 47 to 1735 and encodes 562 amino acids.
UCCGGUGUGAAAUUUGGUCGGGUUGUGUCUGUCGAUUGCUGUCAAAAUGAAUGUCAUUUUAGCAAUUAAACAAUACAUCAGUAAAAUGAUCGAAGAAAGUGGACCAGGAAUGAAGGUUCUUUUGAUGGACAAAGAGACGACCAGCAUUGUGAGUAUGGUGUAUGCACAAUCAGAGAUUCUGCAAAAGGAGGUGUACUUAUUUGAAAGAAUUGACUCCUCAGGCAGGGAGACCAUGAAACAUCUGAAAUGCAUCACAUUUCUUAGACCAACUAAAGAAAACGUUGAAUUUCUGGCUCAGGAGCUUAGGAUGCCAAAAUAUGGAUUGUAUUACAUAUAUUUUAGUAAUGUUAUCAGCAAGCAGGAUGUCAAGGUUUUAGCAGAGGCAGAUGACCAAGAAGUUGUACGAGAAGUUCAGGAAUUCUUUGGAGACUACAUAGCAGUAAAUCCCCAUUUGUUCACGCUAAACAUUCCAGGAUGUUGCCAUGGUCUGAACUGGUCGCCAGGGUCAUUGCCAAGGACUGUGGAGGGGUUAACAUCAGUCCUAUUAUCACUAAAGAAGUGCCCAAUGAUCCGCUAUCAAAACUCUUCUGAAAUGGCCAGGCGACUUGCUGAAAAUGUCAGGAAUACCAUAAACAGAGAGGCAGCCCUGUUUGAAUUUCGUAAAACAGAUGUAGCUCCUGUUUUGAUAAUCUUGGACAGGAGAGAUGAUGCUGUGACUCCACUCUUAAAUCAGUGGACAUAUCAAGCCAUGGUACAUGAACUGCUUGGAAUCAACAACAACCGCAUCAAUCUGUCUGACGUACCAGGGAUCUCCAAAGACCUGAAGGAGGUGGUUUUGUCAGCAGAACACGAUGAGUUUUACGCAAAUAACAUGUAUAAUAACUUUGGAGAAAUAGGAACAAACAUCAAGGAUCUGAUGGAGGAUUUCCAGAAAAAAUCACAAAGUACAGCAAAAGUGGAAUCAAUAGCAGACAUGAAGGCUUUCAUAGAGAAUUACCCUCAGUUUAAAAAGAUGUCUGGAACUGUUGCUAAGCAUGUGGCAGUUGUAGGUGAAUUAUCUCGAUUAGUCAAUAAACAUAUUCUUAUGGAAGCCUCCGAAUUGGAGCAGGAAUUGGCUUGUCAAGGGGACCAUUCUGCUUGUUUACAGAAAAUAAAAUCUCUUUUGUCCAAUGAAAAGUUGCAGCCCGUGGACAUGUUGCGUCUGGUGAUGUUGUACGCCCUGCGAUAUGAAAGUCAUAGUAAUAACGACAUCUCAGGACUGCUGGACGUUCUACGCAAAAAAGGAGUCAGCGACAAACAAAGGAGUUUGGUUCCGGCUGUUUUGGAAUAUGGUGGUCGUAAAGCACGCGGGAGUGAUCUGUUUGGAAAUCAAGAUGCUGUGGCCAUCACAAAGAAAUUUUUUAAAGGAUUGAAGGGAGUUGAGAAUAUCUACACCCAACAUAAGCCAGUGUUGUAUAAUGUUUUGGAUCAGCUUAUUAAGGGCAAGUUAAAAGAAGGAAGCUUUCCAUAUCUUGGUACAAGUGUUCUCAGAGAGCGGCCCCAGGAUAUAAUAGUGUUUAUGAUUGGAGGGGCCACAUACGAGGAAGCUCUGACUGUUCACACACUCAACAGAUCCACCCCAGGCGUCAGAGUGGUCCUCGGAUCCACCGCAGUUCUUAAUUUCAAAAGUUUUAUGGAUGAGGUCAUUCAAGCUGUCCAGGGCCAGUCCUCCAGUCGUUUAGGGUCAAGAUGGUGAGCCAGACCAAUGCUUAAUAUGUGACAAACAGCUACAGACAUUGUUUUAUUGCAUGCAGACUAAGUGUGUAAUGUUAAACCAAGUAUUGACUGAGAUUGCAAUCUUUUAUAUUGAACAAAUUGUGAGCAGUGCAGUAUGUAAACUAUUUAUUGAUCAUUCCAAUAGCAAUGACAUCUUUAAGGAUAGCUUUCUCCAAAAUCCAAAUGAAUGUCAUUUUCAUAGAUGUCAUGAAUUGUGUUGCUUAUGAGUGGAACAUUUUAUAGUUUAUCGGAUAAGUAGAAGUUGAACACAAUUAUAAUGUGCAUUUUUUCAUGGUCAGAAAAUGUACUAAUCAUUAGUUAAUUAUGUAAGAUAGGGGUUCAAAACAUGUAUCAAAACCAAUAAACAUAUCCUCUAACUGUCGAAAAAUUGACCUCCUUCAACAAUUUUUU